This is a messenger RNA of Acytostelium subglobosum LB1, 1179 nucleotides long. RefSeq lists its product as hypothetical. The record is from RefSeq and is a predicted model, not a curated record. The transcript has 2 exons. Lineage: Eukaryota; Evosea; Eumycetozoa; Acytosteliales; Acytosteliaceae. Bases 1 to 1179 code for a protein of 392 amino acids.
AUGUCCAUAUAUCGACUGGAGUCGUCGUCCACAUCUUCAAUCGACUUGAACUGCGAUGAGAUCAGCAUCAACACAGUCACAUCAGAAGGACAGUUUGCGAUGAAAUUCCUCAAGUUGAACCUUGGCCGUGAAGGAAGGCAGUCCUUCAUCACCAAUUGGUAUAUGGCCACCAAGAAUACAACAAGCCCCUCAACGUCAUAUCUAUACCUUAGCAAUGUUACGAUUACAAAUUGGGAUGGCACGACAACAGGCUCCAACGAUUGGGCCAUCUACUUCUAUGGCCAGACCGUCCUUGGAUUCAACUUCCGUCUGGCGGGUGGUGCCAACAGCAAGAUUGUCAUGGACCAAGAUGCAACUGUCCAACUAAGCGGUGGUAUCUCUUGGGAGAAGUAUAAACUGAACAUUACAAACGGAGCAUUCUUUGCCUCUGGGGCCAGACUUGGAGAAGUCACACAGACUGGAGGCGACAUCAUCUUUAAAGACCCCUCGACAAAGUUGUACCUCGCUGGCCCGUACUCGGCACCCAGUGGGAAGGCAUCGAUCACAUUCAUAGACGCUUUGUUACCUGGAACCAAUGCACCAAUCGAGGUCGAUGAUGACAUCACUGUCACUUUUGCAAAGGUCAAUGUCCAGUUUAUCAAAACCUCACCAGUUUUCAAUCAACCGUACAGACUGAUGUCUGGAUUUACCAAGAUUGACUACAAGACCAUAGUUCCAAACGUGUGGUGGAAUGGAGGCAGCCUAGACAACUAUGUAUCCAAGAUCGACAGGGUGGACAAUAGUUUCGUUCUCAACUUCUACGAAAAAUGCAUCAAGUGCAACGGUCGAGGCUAUUGCCUGCACAAUGAUACAUGUGUAUGUGAUCAAUACUAUCAGGUGGUGGACAACUGCAGCAUCAAAGGUUGCUAUCAAAACUGCAGUGCCAGAGGAGUCUGCGCCAAGCCAGGCACCGACCAAUGUCAAUGCGACCUUGGCUUUGUUGGACAAUAUUGCCAGCUCCCUUCAUCAUCCUGUGCUGGACUACUUUCAGAUACUGAUUGUUCCACCGUACCAGGAUGUACAUGGUCAGGAAACACAUGUCAACCAAACUCAUCCAACUCAAUCUUUGGAUCAGUCUUUGGAUCAACUUAUAUUGUUGGUUUACUCAUUGCCGUCAUCAUUGGGACCUUCUCAAUUUAA